Messenger RNA from Paralichthys olivaceus (Japanese flounder), 3547 nucleotides. It is a transcript of the gene golim4a, whose product is annotated as golgi integral membrane protein 4a. The record is from RefSeq and is a predicted model, not a curated record. Lineage: Eukaryota; Metazoa; Chordata; Actinopteri; Pleuronectiformes; Paralichthyidae. Gene Ontology annotation, cellular component: Golgi membrane; Golgi apparatus.
GGGAGCCGGGGCGGGACUUCCUGUGGGGCUGCAGUGGGAUGGCAGCAGGCAGCUGCGGGGCUGACACGUAUCUGAAGUUAAAGGUGCUCUGGAGGCCGCGUCGAGGACUUGGAGGGGUUUUAUUUUUUUAUUCCCCCAUUGUCUUGUUUCAACAACGUCGGGAAAGUGAAAGUGUGGCAGCGGGGCACAGAGGAGCCGUCACCCCCGGGGUGAGCUGCGUUAGAGCCGCCGGAGUUUGACGUGAAGUCUGGAGAAAAUCUGAGCGGCUACUUUGAAGUUCCAGGAGAGGGUCGAUCAGCGGCUGAAAGUAUGUCCACCACCGGGGGAAGUACCACCGUGUAACCCGUGUUGUUGCUGCCCGGGAAUGCUCGGGAAGUGAGGGGAGAGAGAGGUGGGUGGGCGCGUUCCAGUUUUCACCGGGAGGUAAAAAGAAAAAAAAAGAAAGAAAAAGUUGAGUCGGGAAGUUUCCAGCAGUAGAGACGGGGCUUUCUCUCGCAGACAGCGGGGAGCGCUGCGGGUCCAACAUGGGGAACGGGGUGUGCUCCCGGCGGCAACGCAGGAUCUUCCAGUGCCUGCUGCUGCUCACCGUGAUCUGCGGGAUGAUGUACGGGGGCAUGAUGUCCUAUGAGAUGCACAAGCAGCUGAGGAGGACCGAGGCGACGGCGCUGAAGUACCAGCAGCAUCAGGAGUCCCUGUCGGCUCAGCUCCAAGUUGUGUAUGAGCAUCGCUCCAGGUUGGAGAAAUCUCUGCAGAAGGAGAGGUUAGACCACAAAAAGGCCAAAGAAGAUUAUCUGGUUUAUAAACUUGAUGCACAACAGUCACUGAACAAGGAGAAGCAAGACUCCAGCAGCAGAUUCAAUUCUUUACAAGUGCAACAUCAGAUGUUAAAGAACCAGCAUGACGACCUGAAGAAGCUGUAUUACGACCUGCAGGAGCAGCACCAAACGCAGGGCGAGGACCACGGCCGGCUGCUGGACGAACACAAAGAGCGCUACGAGAAGCUGCAGCAAAUCAAAGACGUAGAAGUCACCCAACUCAAAGAUAAUGUAUUUAACCUGAGGGAGGAAAACAAACAGCUGAGGAAGGCCCACCAUGACAUUCAUGUACAGCUACAGGACGUACAGAUUCAGCAUCAGGACUUGAAGGCAGUGCACAACCAGCUGACACUGACACUCGAAGACCACAAGAGUGCGCUGGCUGCAGCUCAGGUACAGGUGGAUGAGUACAAGCAGCUGAAGGAGUCCCUCAUCAAGGCGCCCAUCUUGAGACAACCUCAGCCAAAAUCUGUCCCCCAGGAACUAAAGGCAGAUGCACCUAAAUCCCACAUCUAUCAAGAGCAGCAGGCUGUGACACAUGAAGAGGAGCCAGCCCCUGAAACUCACCCGGCCCACCAUGACACGCACCGCCCCACUGAACCUCAAAACGCCUUGUCAAACAAACAGGAGGAUGAUGGAGAGGGAGAGGCAGAGAGGAAGAGGGAGCUGGCAGAGGAGGAGAUGGCUCAAGCAGGACAGCCUCAGAAGCUUGAGGAGGACCCCGACCAACCACAGGAUGAUCAGCAGGAGGUAGAGGAGCCGGAACAGGAACAGCCAGAUGAGAACGCACUGGAUCAACUGAGACAUCAGCCACAACCGGAUCCCCAUGCAGAGGUGCACCAGGACUCCCAGCUGCAGCCCGAUGCGCACGCCCAGGUGGCGCGAGUGAAGUCUGCGUACGAACAGCAGCAGGAGCAGCAGCGCCUGGAGGCUCAGAGGGUAGAGGAGAGCAGGCAGAUCCAUGUGCGACAGGAGGCCCUGCGAGUUCAGAGGAAGAAGGUGAUGAUGGAGAGGGAGCAGCGGCUGAAGGAGGAGAAGGAGAGAGAGCAGCAGCAGCACAGGGAGGCCGACAGACGCGAACAGCUGCUGAGAGAGGAGCACCAAAGGAAGAAGACAGAGUAUGAGAACAUGGACAAUGACAUUGUUGAAGGAGAAGAGGACCGGCACACUGACGAUGAAGAGGAGGGAGAUGCUCAUAAGCUACAUGAGGGGGAGGACAAAGAAGGAGCAGAUCACAGAGUGCCAUCACAACAGGGGGACGGAGAUGGUGAGCUGGACCCUGAGGAUGACCCCAACAACCAGGGCGAGGAUGAGUUUGAGGAGGCCGGGGAUGAGCGGCCUCAGCACAGGGUGACAGAGGAGGAAGAGGAGGUGGUAGAUGAGGAAGAGGAGCAGGCAGCACCAGCACAGCAUGCAGACGCACACCCUGGCCCUAAACAGCCGGCUGUGGAGGAGGAACUGGUGAUGGCUGGAAACCCAGAUCAACAGGAAGAUACGCUGGACGACCAGUAUCAGGAGGAAGUAGAGGACGAGGCCCAGGAGGACAUCGUUGGUGGGCAGAAGAGAGAAGAGGAGGGGGAGGAUGAAGGAGAGGAUCCGUAUAACGAGGAGAACAUAGAUCAAGAGGAAGUAAAACACCAGGAGGGUCCGAGAAACGAGGGGAAUCACAGAAAAGACGCUGAGAACGAGGAAGAUAAUUACGAAGAGGAAGAGGAGGUCGAGGAGGACACAGCUGGUCGUGACAAGGGAACCAAUCGGAGGGCGGAGAUGUAGGACAGACGCAGACUUGAACCAGCUGCAGUGCCUCUUCUGUCCGCCCGUACAGCCUAUCAGGUCUGUCCUUCUCUUGUUUCUCAAAGGAAUAAUCGCAGCCAUUCAUCCAGAAUUCCACUUAGGAAAACUGGGAAUUUGUGCCUGGAGGACGGGAGGCGAUUCCAAACACUGUGGGGUUGGAACUGAUCAGCUCAUACUGUGGAAACGGACAGAAUCUUUUGGACGGAAAUUGGAUGUAUACUGAAUAUGUUUUCCUUUCUUUUCUGUCUUCUCACACGUCUGCCUGAUCGCCUGUCUGGUUCUGUGACAGACAGAGAAUGUAUUUUUAUCACGUGCUGUCUUUUGUAUAAAGAAACCAAAACAAAGUAUGUUAUUCUAAGGCUUUUAUACAGGUUGUUUGUUUUAGCUCAGAUUUUAUUUUCUAGCAUUCCAGUCGAUCGAGUCAUUUCCUGUUAUUUAUUGUUCAUCGUAACUCUGACAAUCGUGAAACGUUUUGCCCCUGACUGAAGGGCUUUUAUCGACUUCUUGAUGCUUGAAUGUUUCCACUGGAUAUUUCACACAGUUCUGGUGAAGCAAUUUUGUGUCACUCUGACAUGUAAGUGCCUUUCCAUUCUGGGAAACUCUUGGUCUUUUUACAUUUUUACAUUUGGUAAAUCAUUUCAAUAGGACAGCCAGUUAGUGCUAAAACAAAAACUGCAGAUUGCUUCAGUGUGGCCUUAAAGGAGCAGGGGAGCUGUUUCAUGUUGACUGCUGGUGUGAAUAAAAUUCACAAAAUCUGAUGCAAUGUAAUGCAACAUCUUUAGUCUACUGUACAAUGUAUAGUAAAACAAAUGCUGACAAUUUGUAUGUUUCUCUCUGCCGGUUACAUUUGAUACAAAGUCGUUGGACUGUAUGAAAUCGUGUUUGUCACUUGGAUGGUGUGUGGAAUAAAGAGGCUGAAGGAUGUCAGGUAACUGUAA